Messenger RNA from Chelmon rostratus (copperband butterflyfish), 3262 nucleotides. RefSeq names its product DENN domain containing 1C (gene dennd1c). Gene Ontology annotation, biological process: endocytosis; endocytic recycling. The transcript is spliced from 23 exons. Bases 176 to 2968 code for a protein of 930 amino acids. The record is from RefSeq and is a predicted model, not a curated record. Gene Ontology annotation, molecular function: guanyl-nucleotide exchange factor activity; phosphatidylinositol phosphate binding. Gene Ontology annotation, cellular component: cytosol; intracellular membrane-bounded organelle. Lineage: Eukaryota; Metazoa; Chordata; Actinopteri; Chaetodontiformes; Chaetodontidae.
CACACAUAGUGACAUAGAUCAGGAAGUGUUCUGUCACUCCGCCGCUGAUUGUGCAGUCUGCUGCUGCUGCUGCUGCUGUCUGCCUUUGUUUGCUCCACUGCCACAUCGCCGGUGUGACCGCUAUCUAACGCGCCUCUCCUGGACAAACACAUGGACACAGACACAUUUGGGCAGCAUGGGCUCCAGACUGAAACAAAACCCUGAGCGAACCUUCUACUGGUUCUUUGAAGCAACUUGCCCCGUAGCCAGAGACAAAGAUCCUGGUGUACAGUUUCAGUUCCCAGAUGACUUCAGUGAUGAGGAGUCUCGUCAAACAUUACCCAGGUUCUGCUUCCCGUAUGACAUCCAAAGAGUGAGGGAUGGAGUGGCCGUGCAGCACUUUACUUUUGUUUUGACUGACCUUGAGGGAUGCCAGCGGUUUGGCUUCUGUCGUCUCACCAACAGCACACACACCUGUCUUUGCAUACUCAGUUAUCUUCCAUGGUUUGAAGUGUUUUACAAACUUCUCAACAACUUGGCUGAUUACCUCUCAAAAGGACAGACCAAUGAGAUGAAAGUGCUGCUGGCUGCACUCUACAAGCAGUCCAUACCACUGACAGCUGGAUCUGUCACUCUGCAGAUGGGAGAGCAGCUAUUGGUCAGCACAGAGGUGUCCCAUCCUGUUGGACACCCAGAGGGACAAGAGGGGGUUCCCUACUUCAUCGCUCCAGACCCCAGAAGUCUCCCUUCCAUCCCUGAAAACAGGAACCUGACAGAGCUGAUUGUGGCAGUCGAUGUGGGGAACCUGCUCCAGCUCUACGCCAGCAUGCUGUUUGAGAGACGCGUCCUCAUCUUUGCCAGCAAACUCAGCACUCUGACGUCUUGCGUGCAUGCACUCAGUGCUGUGUUAUACCCCAUGUACUGGCAACACAUCUUCAUCCCUGUGCUGCCACCCCACCUACUGGACUAUUGCUGUGCACCUAUGCCUUACUUAAUAGGGGUCCACACCAGUCUAUCUGAGAGGGUGAGGAGUCGUGGGUUGGAGGAAGUUGUCAUUCUGAAUGUGGAUACAAAUACUCUGGAAACCCCCUUUGAAGACCUCAAGAGGAUACCAUCAGAUGUGAUGGCCGGGCUGAAGGUGUGUCUGAAGCGUCAGGCGGUGUCUCCUGGCUGUGGCGUCUCCAAGGCCUUCCUGAAAGCUCAGGCUCAGCUGUUUGGAGGCUACAGGGACGCACUGCAGUGUCACGAGGACGGUGAAAUGUGGUUCAGUGAGGAGCUGUUUCUAGAUCACAAGUCUUCCACUAUGAGGCAGUUCCUGCAGAGUGCCAUUCACUUACAGUUCUUCAAACAGUUCAUUGAUGGUCGGCUGGAUAUUCUGAACAAAGGGAAGGAACCAGACGACCUCUUUGAGGAGGAGAUCCUAAAGGUUGAAACAGCUGCAGGGAGAAGCAAAUCUUAUCAGCAGUUAGUUGGUAAUUUAAAGAAGGGGGGAGGAGCGCUCAUCCUUAACAUGAAGUCCAAAGCAAACAUAAAGGCAAAAGGUCUCGCUAAGUCUGGUUUGAGGAACCUGCUGAUACAUAAGGCCCACAAUGAAGAACACACCCUUCACAGAGGAGGAUCGGUGUCACACCGCCGUGCCCAGACUGACUGCUUGCAGAGCCGCCUGCCAAUCACACAGCACUUUGGGAAGUCACGUCCCCGUCGGCCUGUUCAAAAACAUAGGGUUCCCAGAGAUGAGGAGGACAUGAAGGACACUGGAGAUACAUGGGACGGAGCUGCGUCUGGGCCUGCGGUCAAGCCUGACUCUGAGCUCCAGAGGGAUGAAGAAGAGGGGGAAGAUUCACUGCUUUGUGAUCCGGAGGAGAUGGAUCUGCUUGGCGAGAUCUUCGACACACUCAGCUCACGGAGCUCCCACGAACGCGGCCUGCUGUACGGCACACGCAGCCUGGAUCUGUUCGGACCGGACAGUCAUGACUAUAUUACGAAGUGCGGUUUUCCAGCCAACCCCAGCCAGGAGAGCCUGUCUCUGUCCAUCAGCGGCAGUGGGAGCCUGCACAGCUGGAAUCUGGAAACCACAGAGGAGCUGUCAGACGUGAUGGAAGACUCUGAUUGGCUGUGCCUGGACGCCGGCGUACCAGAGGAGGAGGAGACGGAGAGUCUGCCCGCAGUGUGUGAAACGGGGGAGCAAGAAAGCAGAUCGUGGGAGGUCAGAGAGAAACAGGAUGAAGUGAAGGUAGCAAUAAAUGGGAACCGAGAAGAUGAAAUAGACAACAGAAAUAACUUUGAGGAAGUGAAGGCAAAGGAAGAGAGAAAGAAAGAUAAUCAAGAAAAGAGAGUGAGUUUAGGAGAGGAACCUGUGAAAGAAACGGCUGAGAAGCGAGAGGAUGAUGAUGAGUUGAAAGAAAAGAGGGAAGAUGUGGGGGUAGUUGAGGGACAAGAGACGGGAAAACAAACUAAUGAAAUGCUGAAAGGUGUAACAAGAGAAGAGGGGGGAAGAGAGAACGAGGAGGAGAAAGGUAAAGAGGCGACAGGAUCUUUAAACAAACUGACAAAACCGGAUCUCCAUCGUGCCAGCACUGUGGAGGAGCAGCAAGGACAGGAGGACAGUCUGAAAGCCACGGCUUGUCCUGGGCCUCAAAGUCUCAUUGUUGACACCGAACCUCCAGCAGGCCAGGGAGAAACGAGUGAAGAGGCAGGAAAGAAAGAGGAGCGGGAGGUGAGACAGCCCACCUCUCCUCCUAAAGUGAGGUCUGUUGCAGCACGCUUCCAGUCUCAGGCACAUAGCCAGGGCCUUCAGCUGAAGCCCAGGGCCAAGGAGCUGGCUCAACCCAGGGGACUUUAUGACAUACUUCAGAACAGGGAGAAUGCACAAACUCACCCGCCAUGUGACUCACACACAUCAAAGGAGAACCACUGCUCAGAGGGGCCCGAGGACGAAGACCCACCUUUAAUUAAAGUGUCUGAACUGAAGAAGAGAUUUGAAGCUUAAAGGGUGAGGCAGGUGACAGUUUUCCUUAAUGUCGACAAAUGAGAAGACCAGCGAAGUGACAGAAAUGAGCGAGUCUGUCUUCUGCCUCUCUUUGACUCUGAGCCCAAUUGUUGCUACUAAAGAUCUUUGAAGAUGGAGUAAAUAAUGCAUUUGUUUGGGACCAUUUUAAACCACAGAGUUAGUGAGUCAUAAUAAACUAUAUUGUGUGUGUUGAUUGUAAAGAUGGAACAUGUCACUCAGUGACACAGUGUGUCUCACUGGUGUGUUUUUAAUAAAUAAUAACUUUUUGGGAAA